Molecule: messenger RNA, 3783 nt
Organism: Diceros bicornis minor
Lineage: Eukaryota; Metazoa; Chordata; Mammalia; Perissodactyla; Rhinocerotidae
Gene: SRRM1
Product: serine and arginine repetitive matrix 1
Exons: 18
Coding region: 67-2820 (917 amino acids)
Biological process (GO): mRNA processing; regulation of mRNA splicing, via spliceosome
Cellular component (GO): spliceosomal complex
Molecular function (GO): RNA binding
Source: RefSeq, a predicted model, not a curated record
CCGCCCUCCGUCGCGGCGGCGCGGUGCACCCUGGGACAGGGAGCGAUCUCCGAGCGAGGCAGCAAGAUGGACGCGGGAUUCUUCCGCGGAACAAGUGCAGAACAGGAUAAUCGGUUCAGCAACAAACAGAAGAAGCUACUGAAGCAGCUGAAAUUUGCAGAAUGCCUAGAAAAAAAGGUGGACAUGAGCAAAGUAAAUUUGGAGGUUAUAAAGCCUUGGAUAACAAAACGAGUAACGGAAAUCCUUGGGUUUGAAGAUGAUGUUGUGAUUGAGUUUAUAUUCAACCAGCUGGAAGUGAAGAAUCCAGACUCCAAAAUGAUGCAAAUCAACCUGACUGGGUUUUUGAAUGGAAAAAAUGCUAGAGAAUUUAUGGGAGAACUGUGGCCCCUGCUGUUAAGUGCACAAGAAAACAUCGCUGGAAUCCCUUCUGCUUUCCUAGAACUGAAGAAAGAAGAAAUAAAACAGAGACAGAUUGAACAAGAAAAGUUGGCAUCUAUGAAAAAGCAAGAUGAAGACAAAGAUAAGAGGGAUAAGGAAGAAAAAGAAAGCAGCAGAGAAAAACGGGAGAGAUCUCGAAGCCCAAGAAGACGCAAAUCCAGAUCUCCUUCCCCUAGAAGACGAUCUUCCCCUGUCAGGAGAGAGAGAAAGCGCAGUCAUUCUCGAUCUCCCCGUCACAGAACCAAGAGCCGGAGUCCUUCCCCUGCUCCAGAAAAGAAGGAAAAAACUCCAGAGCUCCCAGAACCAUCAGUGAAAGUAAAAGAACCUUCAGUACAAGAGGCCACUUCUACUAGUGACAUCCUGAAAGUUCCCAAGCCUGAACCUGUACCAGAGCCUAAAGAACCUUCUCCAGAGAAAAAUUCCAAAAAAGAAAAGGAAAAAGAGAAGACCCGACCAAGAUCUCGGUCUCGUACCAAAUCAAGAUCCCGGACACGUUCUCGCUCUCCUUCUCAUACUCGACCUAGGCGGCGCCAUAGAUCUCGAUCAAGAUCAUACUCACCUAGAAGGCGGCCAAGCCCAAGAAGGCGACCAUCUCCUCGAAGAAGAACUCCACCAAGACGAAUGCCUCCUCCACCAAGGCAUAGAAGGAGUAGAUCUCCAGUGAGACGAAGAAGGCGUUCAUCAGCAUCCCUGUCUGGGAGUAGCUCAUCAUCCUCUUCAUCUCGUUCCCGGUCACCGCCAAAGAAGCCUCCUAAGAGGACGUCCAGCCCCCCUCGAAAAACUCGUAGGUUAUCUCCUUCAGCAAGUCCUCCGAGGCGAAGGCAUAGGCCAUCACCUCCAGCAACUCCACCGCCAAAAACUCGUCAUUCCCCAACACCCCAGCAGUCAAACCGUACAAGAAAAAGUCGCGUUUCUGUCUCUCCAGGGAGAACUUCAGGUAAAGUGACAAAACAUAAAGGUACUGAGAAAAGAGAGUCUCCUUCACCAGCACCCAAGCCUAGAAAAGUGGAGUUAUCUGAAUCAGAAGAAGAUAAAGGUGGCAAAAUGGCUGCAGCAGAUUCUGUGCAGCAGAGACGCCAGUACAGACGACAGAACCAGCAGUCUUCAUCUGAUUCUGGCUCCUCCUCUUCCUCAGAAGAUGAGCGACCCAAGAGGUCCCAUGUGAAGAACGGUGAGGUAGGCAGGCGGCGGAGACAUUCCCCUUCCCGGAGUGCCUCUCCAUCACCUCGAAAGCGCCAGAAAGAGACCUCCCCUCGGAUGCAGAUGGGAAAGCGAUGGCAAUCGCCAAUGAAUAAAAGUGGUAGACGGAGGAGAAGUCCCUCCCCAGCACCCACCAGAAGACGACGUUCUCCUUCUCCUGCUCCUCCUCCUCGACGGCGCAGGUCUCCCACACCACCACCGCGACGAAGGACUCCUUCUCCUCCCCCACGUCGGCGCUCACCUUCCCCAAGAAGAUACUCUCCUCCAAUACAGAGGAGAUACUCCCCUUCUCCACCUCCAAAGAGAAGAACGGCUUCUCCUCCUCCCCCUCCUAAACGAAGGGCAUCACCAUCUCCACCACCAAAGCGUCGAGUCUCCCAUUCUCCACCUCCCAAACAAAGAAGCUCCCCAGUCACCAAGAGACGUUCGCCUUCAUUGUCAUCAAAGCAUAGGAAAGGGCCUUCCCCAAGCCGGUCUACCCGGGAGGCCCGGUCACCACAACCAAACAAACGGCAUUCGCCCUCACCACGGCCUCGAGCUCCUCAGACCUCAAGUCCUCCACCUGUUCGAAGAGGAGCAUCAUCAUCACCCCAAAGAAGGCAGUCCCCAUCUCCAAGUACAAGGCCAAUUAGGAGAGUCUCCAGGACUCCGGAACCCAAAAAGACAAAAAAGGCUGCCUCUCCAAGCCCUCAGUCUGUAAGGAGGGUCUCAUCCUCCCGAUCUGUCUCAGGAUCUCCUGAGCUAGCAACUAAAAAGCCCCCAGCACCUCCAUCCCCUGUCCAGUCUCAGUCACCCUCUACCAACUGGUCACCAGCGGUACCGGUCAAAAAGGCUAAAAGCCCAACACCAAGCCCGUCACCGGCAAGGAAUUCGGACCAAGAAGGAGGUGGAAAGAAGAAGAAGAAAAAAAAGGACAAGAAACACAAAAAGGAUAAGAAGCACAAGAAGCACAAAAAACACAAGAAGGAAAAGUCUGUGGCUGCGGCUGCUGCAGCCGCUGUAACCCCUGCAGCCAUUGCUGCCCCCACCACCACUUCAGCACAGGAAGAACCAGAGGCAGAGCCCGAGCCUCAGAAGGAGACUGAAAGCGAAGCCGAAGAUAACCUUGAUGACUUAGAAAAGCACCUGCGUGAAAAGGCCCUGAGGUCAAUGCGGAAGGCUCAAGUGUCCCCACAGUCUUAGGUGGAAAUGUUUGUUAUGAUGUAAAUUUUAUUUGGUUUGUACGCAAUUCAAUUUCAAAAUUGCUAAAAUGUGUUUGAGCUUUAGACUAUAACAUUUGUUGUAAUAAUUGCUAGGUUGAAGUUCACCAUGUAAAAAAAGGGCAUGGAUUUACAUUGCAAAAGAUGUCCACAGUGUGUUAGUGACAUUCUUUCAUUGAGAGCUGACAUAAAUUCAUUUAGAGUGAAAUAUUUUAAGCCAAAAGAAAUCCCUUUUUUAAAAAAGGGGGUUUAAAUAUUGUUGGCAUUCUUAUGGUUCGUUUAAAUGCCCCUGGCUAUUCUGAGAUUUUUCUUUCUUUUUUUUUUUCCUUUUCUUUACUUUUUCUCAUUUGAGUCUUAGCCACCCAUUUAAGUUAUGAUGCUUCCAACCUUGUAUGGUUUGCAAACUUGCCCAAAAAUAAGACCACUGUUGAACUACCACAAAAGCAUAAAUGAGUAUUUUAAUGCCACAAUCUUUCCUGUUGCCUGUGGAGUCUCUGCUGAAAUGAAUCAGGAUUUGAGCUCUAGAAUGAGACAGAAAAUGAAAGCAUGUUGUUGCCAGGGCACUGUGGGUUUAUAUUGAUGUGUAACAAGUCGAUUUGGAACACUGGAAUUUCAUUCUAUUCUGUUGUGUUUUUCUUUCUUUUUUUUUUUUUUUUUUUUUUUUUUUUUUUUUGUAAAGGCAAUUAGCAGUCCCAGGAAGGAUCCUUCAGUUAUAUAAAAUUGUGUCGUAUGAAAUGUCAUGGCUUCACUCAUAAUUUUGUCUUGUUCUUCCGAUUGGUGUAUACAACUUGCAGAGCUCUUGUAUUUGGAAGGCUGGAAGGGCCCAGACUUGGAAAUAGUGUAUUGUUUUCACUGUUUUUGUUUUUUGUUUUUGUUUUUUUUUUUUUUUAACUAAAGCUAUAUAAAGCUGUGGAUUAAACAGAAUAAAUUUCUAAAUUUAAAAAUG